UAUACACAUCAUUCACAAUACAAUUACAUCCAUCAUUUUUGUUUUAAUUGUAUCAUCAAAGAUGACUAAAAACACUGCUCUCACAAUUUUCAUGGUUCUCUUAGUUAUUGGAAUGGUGAUGGAGGAGACGCAAGGCAAAACAUGUCAUGACUAUAUUCAAGCAGAACACUGUGAAAUUAAUCAGUGUAACCAAGAGUGUUCUACCAAGUGGAAAGGAGUAGGAGUUAAAGGAUCGUGUGAACCACCUGGAUUUGAACCAUUAGACCAGACCUGCCUCUGUAGUUUUAAUUGUGGAAAUUGAUAUUUCUUUAUUAUCUGUAAACUAUCACCAAAUAUAAUUUAAUAAAAUAAUAGGUUGCAAAAUAAAAAAGAAUAUUGCAAUCUUUUCUAAUUUUUAUGUCAAUUUUGAAUUCUGAUUUCAAUUAUUUGACAUCAUGACAUGAGCUAUAAACCAAAUGUAU
Arabidopsis lyrata subsp. lyrata is the source of this 461-nucleotide messenger RNA. Its product is annotated as putative defensin-like protein 129. Bases 62 to 301 code for a protein of 79 amino acids. The record is from RefSeq and is a predicted model, not a curated record. The transcript is spliced from 2 exons. NCBI's taxonomy places the organism in Eukaryota, Viridiplantae, Streptophyta, Magnoliopsida, Brassicales, Brassicaceae.